AUGAGAGGUUCAUCUCUACUCCCUCAGCGUUUCCGCGAGGUCUCCUCCGCCGAUUCUGCUGAGGCCGGAUGGCUGAAUCGACAUGUAACGAAAGGGCUUCAGACGGCUGCUCGUCGAGCAUGCGUUCAUCCUAUCUAUACAAUUGUCGUCAUUGCUCUCUUCGCGAGUACAACAUACGUGGGCUUGCUUGAUGGCACCUUGUUUGAUCCCGUUAAAGAAGCCACUUAUAGCCCAGGUCAUGUUGACAUAGGGGCUCUUCUUGAGGGUGGAAGGAAUCUGCGGCUUGGGGAAGAGACUUCAUGGAGAUGGCAAGUUGAUGAUGCUUUUCAGCCAGAGAAGAGUAAUACCCGGCAUUUGGCUUUAACAACCUUCAUUUUUCCUGAUUCUUCAACCCGCUCCCCUCAGGCGGCCCCCUUAGCAGAGAAUGUACCUCUUCCUCUUAAUUCUUCAGCCCACUCCGUUCCACAUACACCAAACCUACUUACUCCCAUCUCGCAAGAUUCUUCUCUUGCAUUUGUUGUUCCUUACGAUGAAGUCAACAAUUUCCUCACUGCCGUACGAGAAAUCCCGGAUCCAGCAGGCUAUACAGAUGGAAUAGAACAGAAAAAGUGGAUAAUGAAAGCUGCUCGUAACCCUCUCCCUGGCUCUCGCGCAGCUUUGCGUCUCUGGAUGUCUGAAGCCUGGACGUCGUUCGUUGACUUGUUGAAGCACGCGGAAACCAUUGAUAUUUUUAUAAUGGUACUUGGAUACAUUUCUAUGCAUUUGACAUUUGUCUCUUUGUUCCUGUCCAUGAGAAGCCUGGGAUCGAAAUCCUGGCUUGCCGCCACGGUUCUUAUAUCCAGCGGCUUCGCUUUCCUCUUCGGCUUAUUGGUCACUACGAAACUGGGCGUUCCCAUCAGCAUGGUUCUUCUCUCUGAGGGCUUGCCGUUUCUUGUCGUUACCAUUGGUUUUGAGAAGCCCAUUAUUCUCACUAAAGCAGUUCUUUCGGCGUCGUUGGAAGCUUCCCAUUCGAGACCUGAAAAUCCUAAUAGCCGAACUUCUUCGCCCCGAAAUGCCAGAUCUAUCGAAGACGCGAUCGAGUCUGCUGUCAAGAGCAAAGGAUUUGAAAUCGUUCGGGAUUAUUGCAUUGAAAUUGGUAUCCUAGUGGUCGGUGCUGCUUCAGGAGUUCAAGGAGGCUUGCGACAGUUCUGCUUCCUUGCCGCCUGGAUUCUCUUGUUUGAUUGUCUCCUACUGUUCACAUUCUACACCACCAUCCUUUGCAUCAAACUUGAAAUUAAUCGGAUUAAACGACAUGUGGCUCUCCGAAAAGCCCUUGAGGAAGAUGGAAUUACUCACCGUGUUGCGGAAAACGUUGCCUCAAACAAUGACUGGCCAAGCAUGAGUGGAGGUGCAAAUGAUAGCAAUUCAAAUGGAGGCUCCAGCGGCAUCUUCGGCAAGAAGGUUAGAGCGAGCAGCGUUCCCAAAUUCAAGUUCCUCAUGGUUGGAGGAUUUGUUUUGGUAAACGUUUUGAAUCUAUGUACCAUUCCUUUCCGCAGCCGACAAGAGGGUCAAAUUUUGCCAGCAAUGACGAAGCUCUCCAACGUACUAUCUCCGGUCCCAAUUGAUCCCUUCAAAGUUGCUGAAAACGGGCUUGACUCGAUUUACGUGAGCGCGAAAAGCCAAAAAAUGGAAACCGUCGUAACUGUCAUACCACCAAUUAAGUAUAAGCUUGAUUAUCCGUCCGUUCACUACAGUGAGCGCUAUAGUGGUGUGUUCGAUAUUGAAUACACGGAUGUCGUUGGUGGUAGAGUCAUUGAAGGCCUUUUGAAGAGUCUGGACGAUCCCAUCAUCAGCAAAUGGAUCAUUGCUGCUCUUACUUUGAGUUUGAUCUUGAAUGGUUAUCUGUUCAAUGCGGCGCGAUGGAGUAUAAAGGAGCCAGCAGCUAUUGGUGAGCCGGAAUCACGAAAGAAAGAAGCUAUACGCGAGCCUGUUAUAGUCAAACAGCCGAUUAUCAAAGCGGAUGGUUCGGCCAGAACGCGGGAAGAGUGUGAACAGAUGCUCAAGGAUAAACUGGCUCCUUUGCUAGAUGAUGAAGAGCUUAUCGAUCUCUCUAGCCGCGGCAAGAUUCCGGGAUACGCUCUUGAAAAGACCAUGGAGAGCGAAAGCCUCAGUCGAACCGAUGCGUUCACCCGAGCCGUCAAAAUUCGGAGAGCGGUUGUGGCCAGAAACCCUGCAACUUCGGCGAUUACUGGCUCUUUGGAAUAUUCCAAAGUUCCCUAUAAACACUACAAUUACUCACUUGUUCAUGGUGCUUGCUGCGAAAAUGUGAUAGGAUACCUUCCACUACCGCUUGGUGUUGCAGGACCUUUAACGAUUGACGGUCAAAGUUACUUUAUUCCAAUGGCAACUACAGAGGGUGUUCUCGUUGCCAGCACAAGCCGAGGAUGCAAGGCCAUCAAUGCUGGCGGUGGCGCUGUUACAGUACUCACUGGUGAUGGCAUGACCAGAGGCCCCUGUGUAGGAUUCCCCAGUCUUGCUCGCGCUGGCGCCGCAAAGGUCUGGUUAGAUUCAGAAGAGGGACAAACUAUCAUGAAGGACGCUUUCAAUUCGACUAGUCGCUUUGCACGUCUCCAAUCUAUGAAGACUGCCCUUGCUGGAACAUACCUUUAUAUUCGAUUUAAGACAACGACUGGUGAUGCUAUGGGUAUGAACAUGAUAUCUAAAGGCGUUGAGAAAGCUCUCAGUGUCAUGGCGACCGAAGCUGGAUUCGAUGACAUGGCUACUAUUUCUGUCUCCGGUAACUUCUGUACUGAUAAGAAGCCCGCUGCCAUCAACUGGAUCGAUGGCCGUGGCAAGUCUAUUGUUGCUGAAGCCGUUAUUCCAGGAGAUGUUGUUAAGACCGUAUUGAAGAGCAAUGUCGAUGCUCUCGUUGAACUGAAUAUUAGCAAGAACUUGAUCGGUAGUGCUAUGGCAGGAAGCAUUGGCGGUUUCAACGCGCAUGCUUCCAAUAUUGUCACGGCUCUUUUCCUAGCAACUGGUCAAGACCCGGCGCAGAAUGUGGAGAGCAGCAACUGCAUUACGAUCAUGAGAAAUAUUGGCGGCGAUUUGCACAUCAGCGUCUCUAUGCCAUCGAUUGAAGUCGGCACCAUUGGCGGCGGUACCAUCCUAGAAGCACAGUCCGCGAUGCUUGAUCUCCUUGGGGUGCGUGGCGCUCAUCCUACGACCCCUGGUGAAAAUGCUCGAAGCCUUGCGAGGAUCGUUGGUGCUGCUGUGCUUGCUGGAGAACUUAGUCUGUGCAGUGCACUCGCAGCCGGACAUCUGGUCAAAGCGCACAUGGCCCACAAUCGUGCAGCACCACCAUCAACCAGAUCGAUGACUCCUGUCUCUGCUGCCGUGGCUACGACUUCUAAAUAA
Ophidiomyces ophidiicola is the source of this 3393-nucleotide messenger RNA. RefSeq names its product 3-hydroxy-3-methylglutaryl-coenzyme A (HMG-CoA) reductase isozyme (gene HMG1). Gene Ontology annotation, biological process: coenzyme A metabolic process; isoprenoid biosynthetic process; ergosterol biosynthetic process. The record is from RefSeq and is a predicted model, not a curated record. The transcript is spliced from 4 exons. Gene Ontology annotation, molecular function: hydroxymethylglutaryl-CoA reductase (NADPH) activity; protein binding. Gene Ontology annotation, cellular component: peroxisomal membrane; endoplasmic reticulum membrane. Lineage: Eukaryota; Fungi; Ascomycota; Eurotiomycetes; Onygenales; Onygenaceae. Bases 1 to 3393 code for a protein of 1130 amino acids.